Molecule: messenger RNA, 3498 nt
Organism: Anopheles gambiae (African malaria mosquito)
Lineage: Eukaryota; Metazoa; Arthropoda; Insecta; Diptera; Culicidae
Gene: ECSIT
Product: evolutionarily conserved signaling intermediate in Toll pathway, mitochondrial
Exons: 2
Coding region: 1-1194 (397 amino acids)
Cellular component (GO): mitochondrion
Source: RefSeq, a predicted model, not a curated record
AUGCUGUUAACGCGACCUCUACGAUGGUCGGCGAGUGUAAUGCAGCUGCCGAUGGCAAGAUUCAGCACCACGCUUCGACAGUGUUCCACCAAACGGAACGAGGAAACGGCCGACGGCAAGCCGGAGGACGGUGGUGGCAAGCAGGGCAGCCUGAUCGUGCGGACCAAUCUGUUUGAGUCGGCCGCCAAAAAGGACAAGCAGACGUACAUCGAGAUGGUGAAGAUAUUCGAGAAGCGCAGCGUGCAUCGCCGCAACCACGUGGAGUUCAUUUACGCCGCCCUGCGCCACAUGGAGGAGUUCGGCGUGAACAAGGACAUUGCCGUGUACAAGGCGCUGAUCGACGUGAUGCCGAAGGGCAAGUUCAUACCGACCAACAUCUUUCAGGCCGAGUUUAUGCACUACCCGCGGCAGCAGCAGUGCAUCAUCGAUCUGCUCGAGCAGAUGGAGGAUAACGGGGUGAUGCCGGACUACGAGAUGGAGGCGAUGCUGGUGAACGUGUUCGGCAAGAAGGGCCACCCGGUGCGCAAGUACUGGCGCAUGAUGUACUGGAUGCCAAAGUUUAAAAAUCUCUCCCCGUGGCUGCUGCCCAACCCGGUGCCGGACGAUGCGCUCGAGCUGGCCCGGUUAGCCGUGGAGCGCAUGUGUUCGAUCGAUCCGCGCAGCAAGAUUCAGGUGUUCGAUACGCAGGAGGUGGAAAGUGCGAUUGACCACACGUGGGUCGUGAGUGGGCAGAGCGGGGAGCAGUCGGAAUUGCUCGCGGCGCACGAUAGGCAGGAACCGGUCUACAUAGAGGGCCCGUUUGUGAUAUGGCUGCGGAACCGGUCCAUCAACUAUUACGUGCUAAAGAGCGCCCCGAAACCGCUACCACCGAUCGAGGAGACGGAUGAUCCGGACGACGUCAGUAACCUUCACAACCCGUACGUUGGGUUGGAUUUGCGCUUCCGCAAACGGCCGGGGUCCGGAUCGGCCGUCAGCACUCGCAGGCGUUCGGUGCACGAGCAGGAGGAUGGCAUCAUCUACGCCAUCUGCUGUACGGGAAGCUCGACAAAGGAUUCGCUGCUGUCCUGGAUACGGUUGCUAGAGAAGGAGAGCGGCAACGGUGCCCUGUCGUCGCUGGCUGUGCUGUUCAAAUUUACCUCCCCCACCAGUGAAGUGAUGGUUAGCGGAGCGGAAACUAGCACAGUGCAACAGUAGCUGUAUAUAAACAAAUUGUUGCUAUAAAUAGAGUCAGUCAAGAACCCGUUCAAACACACACACACAAACACUCCUGGGAGAAAAGAUUCCUUGCGGAUGACAUAACGGUGGUUGGAAGCGGCGCAAAAACAAUUUUUGGCAAUUUUAACGCGCCCACUGUUUGUUUUUAAAUCACAGAAAUUUUAUUUCCAAUUCAAUCGUCACACUUCAAUUAAAUUCAUACGUCAGGGUUUUAUACAGUUCAUGUCAAGCGCGUAACACUUGCGCGUUACUUGUGCCGCGGGCGUUGCUUGCAAACAGCCCUAGCCGGUGGUGGUGGUGGUGGUUUGGUUGUGUUGCGUUUGCGCCAGCGGGAAUACCUGCGUCACCUUGCCGAUGCCUUUGCUGGUGCCCUCGCGCAGCAGUAUCCGCAUGCCCGGCCGCACGUACUCCGGAUGCCGCACGAACCGGAACAGCACCGAGGCGGACUGAUUUGUACCGAUGCCGGUGUCGCCGGCCCCCAUAAUGCCCUCGAUGAUGGCCGUCUGCCGGAUGCUACCGAUGUGUACGGUAGUCUGAAAUCCUUUAAAGAUGCGCGUCGCAUGGAACAGUACGGACACUUGUGCCUAAAAAGUCGUCCAUGGGGGGAACAGAAUAGCGUGUUUUUAGGAAAUUGUUGAAAGGUGUAAAACCCAAAAAAGACUCCCCCCCCCUACCUGAAAGAAGAAGCACCCGCAGGCUACCUCAUCGCUUUCGUAGUCCGGCAGUAUGACCAUGCCGCUGCGCAGCACGGGCAUCGGCUCGAUCGCGUUGAACGACAGCGAAGCGCUCUGUCCCGCCCGCACCACCCGGCAGGGCGCCUUGUUCCGGUGGAUCGUCUGCACGGUGACGGAAAAGAACGAGCCGUCCUGCAGCGGGCCCACCUUCACCUGGCUGUUCUCGGUGAGGACGCCCUUGCAGAGCAGCCCGCCGGCGACCGUGCCCACCUCGGCCACUCGGAAGAUUUCAUCGAUCUGAAACUCGAUCGGCUGCUGCUCGAGCCGCUCCUUCUCCGCGUUGCUGAUGCCCGGCGACAGCACGUACAGGUACUGGAUGAGCAGGUCCAGCCCGGCGCCGGUCACGUUCGACACGCAGAAGAUCGGCACGAUCUGCUCCACGCUCUGGUGCGCGUUCGCGUUCAGCACGUCGUCCUGGUUGCUGAUUAAGUACGGUACCUUCCGGUAGCCGAUCGAGGUGAGCAGAUUCUUCAGCUCGAACAGGAUCGGGUCGGGCGGGGCGAGAUCGAUCUUCGUCACGAUGAUCGAGAACGAGAUGUCGAGCGCGUGUAUGAUCGCCAGAUGCUCGCGCGUCAUGUUGCUAAUGUUGCCGGCCGCUAUCACGAUCAGCGCGUGCUGCGGACAGUAGCCGGACAGGGCCUGCACGGUGGUCUUCAGGUAGCGCCGGUGCCCCGCCAGAUCCAUGAACGUGACGAGCUUGGUCGACCGGUCGCUAAUCUCCUCGGCGGUCAUCAUCUCGUUGUACUUGUAGUUGAUCACGCUGCCCUCCGCAUCGAAGCCGAGCAUUUCGUGCGAUAUGCAGGACGUGCGGCCGGUCUGUAUUUCGUGCAUGUGGCGGAACAUGUUGAGCCGCGCCAGCCCGCGCCCAUUGUCGAACUCGCCCUGGGUCAGCACGCCGAGCAGGGUGGACUUGCCCGCGUCGGCACCGCCCAGCACGGCCACCCGCACCUCGAUGUUGUGCUGGUCGUCGGGUAUUUUGCGCACCAGCACCUCCACCACGCUCCGCUGGUCGGCCAGGCUCUUCCGCCGCAGGAUGCUGGUCGACGCGUCCAGCUUGCGGGCCAUCUGGUUGAGCGUCUGCAGCGAAACGGUCAUGUCGGCGUCGUUCAGCCCCUGCAGGAAGCCCGAAUCGGACACGCCGAUCUCGUAGAUCGCCUCGCCGUUGCCCUCGCGCAACCGCCACUUCAUCUGCGUGACCAGGUGCUCGAACCGCUGCUUCGACGGGUUGAUUAGCUUCAGUUUGUACUCGAUGUUGCCGACCUGCGGCUCGGGCGGCAGAAAGCCACGGUUAAAGUCGAAGCCUUUCUGCUGCAGCAGCUCGUAGCUGCUGCCGUCGCGGUGAUGGUGGUGGCCACGCUGCAGCAGCUGGCCGAUGGAAUCGAUCCGCUCGUUACUGCCGCUGCCGCCGCCUCCGCCGUCGUCGUCGUUGCUGUUGCCAUUGCGAAGGUCGGAGUCGCUGCCCGAGCUGGAUGAGCCCGACGGCGGGGACGGACCGAAAAGGUCGAAGAAGCUAGAUUCCAUCGGAGAGCUGGUGCUGAGGUCACCCGCC